This is a messenger RNA of Scutellospora calospora, 173 nucleotides long. The record is from the annotation of a GenBank genome assembly. Lineage: Eukaryota; Fungi; Glomeromycota; Glomeromycetes; Diversisporales; Gigasporaceae.
CCUUCCAGCGGUUGAGCAACAACUUUUUCGAGAAAAAUACACCCGAGAACGCAUAUCCAUGGUCCUGCAAUUGCCAUUUUUUAAAUCACCAACUAUUGUGAUAGUCAAUCCAUUGACAGUUCCAAGUUCUUCACGAAUAGUGUACACGUCUGAUAAUAGAUUAUUAUUUAAAG